Molecule: messenger RNA, 2031 nt
Organism: Spodoptera frugiperda (fall armyworm)
Lineage: Eukaryota; Metazoa; Arthropoda; Insecta; Lepidoptera; Noctuidae
Product: cilia- and flagella-associated protein 251
Exons: 7
Coding region: 139-1464 (441 amino acids)
Biological process (GO): actin cytoskeleton organization; muscle structure development
Cellular component (GO): stress fiber; adherens junction; Z disc
Molecular function (GO): muscle alpha-actinin binding; actin binding
Source: RefSeq, a predicted model, not a curated record
AUCAGCGCCACUCAAUCUGCCUCGGUCUGCUGAGGUGAGCUCACUCUAGUGAUUGUCUAGUGAUUAGUGACCAGUGUCGUGUUACACAGUGUCAGUUAGUGAAGUAGUGCAGUUUGUUUACUGUGUACACUCUGGGUAAUGCCACCAGACAUGGCGAUUUCCAUGAGACACACGAAGCUGAAGGCUGAGGAGGCAGCUCUGCUGGCUGGCGAGCUGAACAAACCCUCCUGGGAGUCCAAGAAUGAGGGCAUCCACGAGAGAGUCAGCUUUGAGGACACCAUAUGGGGCUUCGAUCUAGCUGGUGGCAUAUUUUAUAAGACACCGUUGCGAGUUACUUUCGUAAAACCAGAGAGCAGGGCCGAGAAGGCUGGUAUAAGACCUGGAGACAAGCUGCUGAGGAUCAAUGACCUGGACACCUCGACCCUCACCAUCCAGCAGGCGCAUGACAUCAUCGUCGAGUCUGGCAUCCAUCUGAAGCUGUCUGUCACCUCGCCCGAUGAUGAAGAAGAUGCCUACUACUGCUAUGAGGAUCCUAUAGUCGACGGUUACGACAGUGAGGAGGAGAGACGGCUAGAAGAAGAGAGGGCCAAAAAGAGGAGAGUGUGCGCUAGAGUGAGCCACUACUGGAGUUUGCAAUGGCCUUGGGUUAGCAAGAGGAGGCUUAUAUAUAGGGAAUCGAACUGUUUCAUGGUGCCUAGCAAAUAUGAAGAAGCCCGCAGGGACAAAUAUCCACCUCAGCCAGUACUCCGAUACACCGACGACAUUGUUCUAUAUCACCCGGAUGGAGAAAAUCAAGAUAAUACGAAACGUAUACCUUCAUUGUGGGAAGUCAAGCAAAAGGCUAGGAAAGAAAGACAAGAACGGUUAAAGAAAGGAUACGCAGCAAGCGAAGCAUCAGAUAUUAGUGAGGAAGUACCAGUCAGCAAAAAUGAUCAUGAAGAAGAAGAAGAAGAACUAGAAGAACCUCCCCCACAGACACAGAAGUCUAGAAGAUCAACAUUAAAGGUGGAACGACAGGAAACGAUAGACGAAUCUAAAGAGAACGAAGAGGAAGAGUCAUCUAGAAUUGAAGAAGAAGAAAUGGAUGGCGCUGUAGCUGAUGAUGAAAAUGAAGAAAUGAAUGUAAACAAGAAAGAAGAAGUAAAUGAUGAAAUGAACGAAGAAAUGAUUGAAGCAGAAGAUUCCGCAACCAAAGAAGUAGAACCUAGCGAAUUAAAUGCAGUUUCUGAAAUAGAUGAGGACAAUAAACAAGUACCUGAAGAAAGUGCACAAGUUGAAAGUAACGUAGAUAGUGACAAUGUCGAAAUGGUAAAUGGUGAAGUAAAUGACGAUGAAAUACUAAAUGAAGUGCUGGGCAAGGCAGGUGACGUGGCGGCGAGAAGCGACGAAGACAACAUCUUGGACAGUAUCCUAAGUGAUGAGGGACAGAACUUGGAGAAUUCCGAAUCUAAUAACGAAAGAUAAAAGGUUCAUUGUUCCUUAACCUUGUUUGCAUGUACCCUUGUCUAGUCCUUAGAAGGCUAGACAUUGAGUGACGAAAGCAGAUGGGUAUUAGAUUAGGUACCAUUCCACUUGUCAAUGAUGAAUGCUCAAUUAUCACCUUCAUGUAUUUAGCAUUUAUCAUGAGUACUAUUGUAAAGGAACAUGUUAGUUAAUCAUUCCUUAUUUAUAGCCAUAGAUGAAGCGAUGUCGAAACUUAUCGUCUUUAAAUAAGAUGUGAUUAGUGUCAUUACAAUUGGUUCAAUGACUAAUUGGGAUUCCGGUCAAUCGAUCGUGAAUUUGAAUCCGUGCCAAGCUCAUUGUGGUAAACACAAUGUUGCCAGCUAUAAAUUAAACGAAGUACAAACUGUAGUUAACUUUGUAGCAGAAUAGAAUAAAAAUAUAUUUUUAAGUAAAUUUUGAAUCUAAAAUAAAAUAUAUUAAACCCAACACGAUUUAUUUAAAUGUAAAGUUGUUUAGAAUUAUUCAAGAGAUGACGUUAGCCUGUGGUUAAGUAAAAAAUAAUGUUGCCAUUAAAAAUAUUUAAAUCCU